CCGCAACCGCAGCCACAAACCUGGUCGAUGCCAUCCAGCCGCUCGUUGCUGAUGUGUUCCUGCGCUCACAGGACUCCUCGUCCGUAGCCAGCAAGGCUGCCCGUGCUGCUGCCGCCAAACAGCAUCCGCCCUCUCGACAAACAGGCCGUGCCAAUGCUCCCGCUCCAACACAGCGCUGGUGCUGGCCUUGUCCUUGCACAGGCAGCUGUGGAGGACUCGAUGGCCGGCCUGCAGGACAGCUGCAGGCCGAGCACCACCGCCGCCGACCCCAUUUUAUCUCUUCAGCAUGCCCGCCAUACCUUCGAUCAAGCACAUUGACCGCGACCGCCUGUACACCGACCGGCUCUACCGCUACCAGUACAUUUGCGAGGUUGCAAAUUUUGGCGAGGAGGACAUCAAGGCACUCAAGGCGUCGGCCUCGAUUGUCGCUCCCCUUGUUCCCGCCAUUGUCGAUGCCGUCUAUGAGCGGCUAUUCUCCUACAAGAUCACCAAGUCGGUCUUUACCCAAAAGAACGAGGGCUUCACCGGCCACAUGGACGAUCUGGACCACCUCAAUCUGACAUCGGACACCAUCAAGUUCCGCAAGGACUUUUUGAAGCGCUACCUUGUCAAACUUGUUACGGCCGAGUACGAUGCCAAGUUCGUCACUUACCUGGACUGGGUCGGUCGCAUCCACACCAACACCCCUCUGAAGAAGAGCAAGAUCAACGUCGAAUACGUCCAUGUCGGGGCGCUGUUCACCUGGCUGCAUGGCUUCCUGGUCGAGGCCCUGGACCCACACCCCAAGCUCGCCAAGGACCCUGUGCUGCGCGGCAAGAUCCUGGCGGCCUUCUCCAAGCUGCUGUGGAUCCAGAACGACUUUUUCGCAAAGUACUACGUUCUCGACGGACAGGACUUGCUGCAGUCCGCACCUGAAGCGCAGGCCCGGCCAGAGUUCAUGAUGUCGGGAUCGAGCGGCGAGCUGUGAGAGGCGAAAGCAUCGAGUCCCGCCUCUCCCUCCCCAAUUCGCUGCAAAAGACCGCAAUGGGGAAUGGGUCGGGGUCGCUGCCCUGGUCCACGCACUAUGUCUUUAGCGGUUGGCCAGUUCGUUCCUUGCUCCAUGGCUCCUGCGCACUGCAACGGUCGCUUCCAUGGCACAACCUGUUCCCCCCCCAAAAGCCUCCUCAUCGGCUCUGCCUUGUCUAUCUGACCAAUACAACCUGAGUGCCCAAGUG
This is a messenger RNA of Polychytrium aggregatum, 1214 nucleotides long. RefSeq names its product Protoglobin-domain-containing protein. The transcript has 4 exons. The record is from RefSeq and is a predicted model, not a curated record. Lineage: Eukaryota; Fungi; Chytridiomycota; Chytridiomycetes; Polychytriales. Bases 287 to 967 code for a protein of 226 amino acids. Gene Ontology annotation, molecular function: oxygen binding; heme binding.